CUCUCACCUAUUCUCAGUGUUCACUGAUAUCUAACUCCUCAUCUCCUCUUUCCUGCUGUAUAGCCCUCGCAUUUAUACCAUGCCGCUCUCGAGUGAAGCUGGACCGUCCAAUGCCACUGUUCAAUCCAGUCAGAGUCCUGCCAAAAUAAGGAAAGGACAUUUGUCGACCAGUCGACUCAUCCGGGAACGGAACGUGGAUUUUAACGUGCUGGGUGCCGCCGCUUUUGCCGAAGACUACCUCACUGCUUUACCGAAGGGCUUCCGAGGUCGUCACCGGGACUUGAUGGCUUUGUUCAACGAGGAAAGGAGAAAAAUGUCUGGAGGCCGGCUCAAUGAAUUGCAGCAAUAUAAGUGUAUUGUUGACAUGCUGAACCAUGUCAGUGUUGCAGUCUACACGGAAAUUCUCGAUACCCAUCCGGCAGCCCUUCGGCUUCAAUUCAUUGAUACUCAUGCUGCUCAUUUAAUUCGUCACCCAAAAGGAUAUAAGGACAAACCAGAUAUAUGUGCCGUCGAGUCUCACCAUGUCACAUCGUUAGAGAAGACUGACGCUGGAAACUAUCAUCGCGUGCCAUGGCACAAGACCCGUUCUGUUGGCGAAGUAAAACCCUCUACGAAUGACUCGAAGAAAGGUCGCCAAAUCAUGUCCUAUGCUGCAUCACACAACCUGGCUCGCCCCGACAGACCUGGGUGUCUUGUUGUUAGUGUGUCUCCACGCGGUUAUCAGAUCGCUUGGAGCGACCCUUCCGGUGGGCAUAUAUCAGAGACAAUUGGAUGGGAUGACAAGAAAGGCGAAUUUCUCCUCAGCUUCGUUUAUUCUCUUUACAUUCCGCCUGCAUCAUGCGCCGUUGCGGACUCGACUAUUACACUGGUUGACCCGACCACCUCUCUCACUCCUCUAUGGAAUAUUAACUUCAAGGGAAAGUUAUACAAGGAAUGCAGUAUUUCUUUUGUCGGAGAGGCGCACAGUCGGCAGACGAUGAUAUUCAGGCAUGAGGCUGACGGGUGUGUCCGGAUAAUCAAGGACCAAUAUCCCCACAAAAGACGCAGGUUCAAAGAGCCAGACCUGUAUGAAAAACUGGACGGGACGGCAGGAUGGGUGACUGUCAUUGAGUCGGGUGACGUUGGCGUGGUCGUGGGGAGUGGGGAAUCCGCUAGAGAGAAGAAGAGGCUGAUAAUGAGUUCAGGUGGAGACGCUUUGAACAAAGUGAAGAGUGUCAAAACGUUCUUGAUGUCCAUGUAUGAUAUUUUGGAAGCCCACCGGUACGCCGUCAUGAAGAAACAAGUGAUGCACCGAGAUAUGAGCCAUCGGAACAUCCUCAUGAACCCGUUCGGCAUCCCUGAUACAAAUCCGGAAGGGCCUAUAUUUGUCAACGCUAUCUUGAAUUCCCAGAACAAAGGAGCCCAGCCAACAGCGUUGAUAUGCGAUUUAGACAACGGUUGCGUAUACAGAGGGGCGGAGAGUUCUGAGGAAAUAAAAGAGCAACUUAAAAGCCGCACAGGGACGCCAAUGUUUAUCGCACGUGCGGUGGAGGCGGGGCAGUUGCAAGCUAAUAUCAACUUCUCUCAAAUGCCACAGAUCAGUGAUGUUACAGUCGCCGAGCGGUAUUCAAACAGUCAUCAAGGAGAGGCUAUGCGCACCUUCCGUGAUGAAGGAGAAUCAUGUCACGGAAGUCGUGUGAAUAUGUCGAAAUGGAUGGGUCGCAAUGACGAGAACCAGCGUAAAGCCUGGUUCCAUCACCAGCCACGGCAUGACGUUGAGUCGGUAGGAUGGUGCAUUAUUGCCUUCUUCCUACGCGCCCAACCGAAGGAACUUGAAGGUGUCGAAGAUUCGCUAAAAGAACUCCACAAUGCAUGGGAAAUUCUAUCUGGGCCAGUACGAUUGGGUUUGUUAACUUGGCCCCAGCAGCAGUGGGAACGUGCUCUUCACCCUAGACUGAAAUUUUUGGGCGAUUUCCUUCUGAAGCUUGGCGCACAGAUGGAGCCUGAGUACGGUUUUCUCGAUCCUCCUCCUGCAGAGGACCACCUACAUGAGGCUUUCCAGAGGUUGCUGCUCAAUCAGAUUCACGAUAUGAAGGAAGAUGUUGAACUCAAUAUAGAAAAGUUACGUGCCCUGCCUGAGUUGAAGCAUUACGAGACUCGGGAUACAACCACGCCGUUUGGGGCUUCUAUUGGCCAAGUGCAUAGCCCUCCAGCAAACACCCCAAAGAAGCGUAACAAGAGAGCGGCGUCAAAUCAGGAUGAGGAUGAUACCAGUAUGUCCUUGACUAUUUGCAGACAGGAAUUUGUAUUAAAGAUACUUUUCAGAGGACACAAAGCGAACCAAGAAAGCCGAGGAGCCGUCAAAACGGAGACGAGGGAGACGAGGCCGGGGAAAAGAUAGAGCACGUCGCUAGUGAAGACUAGCCGCUCCGGGUGGAUGGGACUUAGCCGGGUUGCACUUUGCAUGAACCUGAUCUGGUAUGAACACCCAUUACCCGGCGAACUCUCAGAGUACAAGGCCGGUUCUGAUUCCCUAGUUUUCAUGUAAGUCUCGAAUUCUCCACUGUGACUAUCAACCCAGCUCCCGUGAAAGAUAGGGCUUGUUUUUACGGUUGUGACUCGGGAUUCACUACUUGCUCUUUGAUUCAAGAUGAUGUUUGUAGACCUGUCACUUGAGAGCCAUGCAAGCAAAAGAGGAACGUCGCAGAACAACAGCUUUGCAUUAUUUGUGAUAAAGUAAAGGAGGCUACUGCAUGGGACGAUAGACGAAGCGGAAAAUAGAGGG
Molecule: messenger RNA, 2764 nt
Organism: Desarmillaria tabescens
Lineage: Eukaryota; Fungi; Basidiomycota; Agaricomycetes; Agaricales; Physalacriaceae
Exons: 6
Coding region: 80-2380 (766 amino acids)
Biological process (GO): protein phosphorylation
Molecular function (GO): protein kinase activity
Source: RefSeq, a predicted model, not a curated record